UUCCCACACAAGUACCCCCAAGUUACCCCGCCAGUAGCGUACCCAAUCGGAAGCAUCGUCAUCGUCCAAUUCAACCACCACCACAACCUCAACUACAGAGAGCAAAGAAGUCGCUGCCUUAGACCCCCAAAAACAAUCCCAACAAUCAUCCUCUCACCACAACACCCUGAUCCAACCCUCAACCCGCAUCCAGAAAGGGUCACCCAUCCCCAUUGCGUCUCCACCGCUUGGAGACAACCACCACGCAGCAAUGCGACUCCUCCAGGAGCCCACCUCCCUCCUCCCCCUCCUCCUCCUCUCCACCCUUGCCCCCGUCCCCACCAUAGCCGUCCCAUGGGCUACAGGCGACAGCACACAAUCCCUCAGCGGGCGCGACGCCAAAGCAGCAGCAGCGCCGUACCACCGCUCCCACAGCGUGUUCCCGCAGCUGACAUGGCUGCGCGACACGGCGAUCGAGAAGAUCUUUGGUGGUGGCGGGAACGCGAAGACUGAUACGACGACGACGAAGCAGGAGAAUGGACAGACCGCGGCGACGAGCCAGCGGAGGCCGUUGAGCGCGCAGCUGCCGGCGACGUUGUUAGCGAAGUAUGGGGGGGAUGUGGUGCUGAGGUUUAAUAUCACGACGGAGGAGGAGGAGGCGGCGUUGGCGGAGGCGGCGGAUACGCUGUUUCUUGAUGUGUGGGAGUUUACGAAUAACUGGGCGGAUAUAAGGUUGGCAGAGGACGAUGUCCCGUCCCUCCUCGGUCUCCUCCCCAAAUCCCUCCACAACGCCUACUCCAACCUCAUGCCCGACCUCGCGCAAUCAAUCUACCAAUCCUACCCCUCCCUCGCCUUCUCCUCCCCCCCCUUUCCCCCCUCCGCCGGACACUCCUCCUUCACCCCCUCCGUCCACAAAACCGACGGCGCAACCGACAACAUCUUCUUCCGCGACUACCAGCCCCUCUCCGUCAUCAUCCCCUGGAUGCGCCUCAUGGCAUCCAUGUUCACCACCCACGUCACUAUGACCUCCAUCGGGCUCUCCUACGAAGGGCGUUCCAUCCCCGCCCUCCGCGUCGGCGUGCACCCCACCCCCGCCUCCCCGUCCUCAAAACGGAAAACCAUCAUCAUCGCCGGCGGCCUGCACGCUCGCGAAUGGAUCUCCACAUCCUCCGUAACCUACAUCGCCUGGUCCCUCAUCACAGCCUACGGAAAGUCCCCCGCGAUCACGAAAUUGAUCCACGAGUUCGACUGGGUCUUCAUCCCAACGCUGAAUCCGGACGGGUACGUGUACACCUGGGAAACCGACCGAUUAUGGCGCAAGAACCGCCAGCAGACCCACCUUCGCUUCUGCCGCGGCCUCGAUCUCGACCGCUCAUUCGGAUACCGCUGGGCCGGGUCGGCAUUCCAAGCUAACCCCUGCUCGGAGAGUUAUCCGGGGUCUGCGCCGUUUCAGGCGGUGGAAUCGCAUCGUUUGGCGGAGUGGGCGAAGACGCAGGUGGAGGAGAAUAAUGCCAAGUUUGUGGGAUUGUUGGAUUUGCACUCGUAUAGCCAGCAGGUCUUGUAUCCGUAUAGUUAUUCGUGCGAGGCGGAGCCGCCGACGAUUGAGAAUCUGGAGGAGCUGGGGAUGGGGUUGGCGAAGGCGAUUAGGAUCUCGAGUGGGGAGUUUUAUCAGGUUACGUCGGCGUGUGAGGGGAGUGUUGUUACGAGGAAGGGGAAGGGGAAGGGCAAGAGCGCAAAGACCACCGCGAAGUCCGCGAAGUCGAAGAAGAAGGAUGAAGAGAAGGAGGGCCCGAUGCAGCAGAUCCGCAUGGAGAGCGGAGGGGGGUCGGCGAUCGAUUGGUUCUAUCAUGAGAUGAAGGUGCGGUAUACGUAUCAGCUUAAGCUGAGGGAUACGGGGAGUUAUGGGUUUUUACUCCCGGGAGAACAUAUUGUGCCGACGGGCGAGGAGUCGUUUAAUGCGGUGAAGUAUUUUGGGGAUUUCUUGAUGGGGAAUAAGGGGAUUGAGAGUGUGGAUGGGGUGGAGGUGGAGGGAGAGGUAGAGGUGGGAGGUGAGGGGAGUGAGGAGGAGGGAGUUGAGAAUGUGGCAGUGGAAGAGGGUGAGGGUGAAGAUGUGGAUAAGGAUGAUGAUGAGGAGUGGGUGGUGGUUGAGAACGAGGACACUGAGAGAGCAGCGAUUGAUAUGUCCGAGCUACGGCGGAGGAGGAGAUGAGGUAGAAUGUGUAAAAUUGAACCUUUUGGACAGACAUGUGAUGGAUUACUAGGAGUUUGGCAGGGUUUGGCAGGAUUUGGCGUCUGGGAGAGUAUUGGGACGCGAGGAGGGAAAUUUGCCAUACGAUACUGAUACGAUACGGUGCGGAUAGUUCGGGAUUGGAUAGCUGGGGUUGGCUGUUUUCGGGAAGGAGUGUAUGAUGUUUUGAGGGUAUGUGGUGGCUAUAUGAAGUAAUCUAUGUAUGUGUGUGGAGGAGAUAGUGGUGGUGAAGAUAGCACUGGAGAUAGGGAAGAACAAAUCAUACUGUACUUACUUUUUUCUCUGAUAAGCCCAAUGGCAAUGCGACGGG
Messenger RNA from Pseudogymnoascus verrucosus, 2537 nucleotides. RefSeq names its product Putative metallocarboxypeptidase ecm14 (gene ECM14). The transcript has 2 exons. Gene Ontology annotation, biological process: proteolysis. The record is from RefSeq and is a predicted model, not a curated record. Bases 251 to 2188 code for a protein of 645 amino acids. Lineage: Eukaryota; Fungi; Ascomycota; Leotiomycetes; Thelebolales; Thelebolaceae. Gene Ontology annotation, molecular function: metallocarboxypeptidase activity; zinc ion binding.